Gregarina niphandrodes is the source of this 1602-nucleotide messenger RNA. RefSeq names its product putative transmembrane protein. The record is from RefSeq and is a predicted model, not a curated record. NCBI's taxonomy places the organism in Eukaryota, Apicomplexa, Conoidasida, Eugregarinorida, Gregarinidae. The transcript has a single exon. The coding region runs from base 1 to 1602 and encodes 533 amino acids.
AUGAAGACACUAAGAUGCACACACUUGAGAGGUUGCGAGGGCAGUGCCGUCCUCGCGGCGUUCGUCGGGGGCGACGGCGGCAUGUCACCGCUGGACGGCUGCAUUGCGCGGAUGGCGGUGGUUUCGGCGGGUGGUGAGAAGGGCCAGGUGUUGGCUUUGGCACCGCCUUCCGAGUUCCUGCAAAGUGACUGGACUCAGUUCGACUGGACCAGUCGCUGGAACCGCGUACGUCCCUACCACCCGUCGGGCGCCUCGGAGGCCUCGCGGGCAGUCAAGAACGCACUCGCGCACACUCUCAACGAGGCACUCGAAGGCGUCGACGAAAGCGUCGUGGACGCGCUCUUCGUGGACGCAUUUGAUGCGCGUCGCGGUGACCGGCGCAACCUGGACCUUGGCCAUGCGCCGCUGGAGAUCCUGAACGUCCGCGCGCUUACGGACGAUGAGUACGAGCAGCUGCGGGAAGAAGUAAACGACGAGUGGAAGCCCGUCCUCGACUAUACGCGCGCGCCGCCCGACGCAGACCCUGAACGCCAACAGCUUUAUGAAGACCGCGGCCCCACCCGCAGAACCGGCUGCACCCGGACAAGGCUAUUCAUCGGUCUAGGCAUCGGCGCCGGAGUAACCAUUGCCGGCAUCGUGGCUGCGAAGUCUUUCUCCGAAUCAUCGCAAGACGUGGGGUCCUCGCAAAUGUCCGUCCCCGGGCUCAAUUCCUCCGAGGCGCUCCCAGAGCUCCCGGCCGCAUUGGUGGGACCGAAGGCACGCGAAUAUCCAAUAGACAUCGCCGAGCUUGACCUCACCGAGCUUGGCGGGAUGGAGGUUGACGGGAAGGAGGGGUGGUACGUCCAAGACUAUCCAAUACCCCUACCGCGUCAAUCCGAGCUGCAGCUGGAGUUAUUGAGGGUUCCGGAGUCGGUGUGUAGCAAGACGCAUGUGGUCCUAAAUCUCGAAACCAACAAGAGGGAGACCCCGUGGGGCUGGAGCGAGCUGGGCGGUUGGGGUGAGUGUGCUGAAACAGGUGGCAAGGUCGUAUGCUACAACACCCGGGAGGACGCGCGCAGGUGCUACUACUUCGGCUCGCCGGGACUGUUCGACUUGCCCACCGUGUGGAAGGACAUUGUAUUCUACGAGUGGCCGAACAAGUGCGAAAUAGAGUGCAACAGUCCGGAAGAACACGAGCUUCUCUUGCGUGACCGGAUCGGCAAAGAGUGGGGCCGUUUCCUCCGUGGCGUAGAUACAAGUACUCCCGAGGCAGUUAGUCAGCUCGGGCGGCGUGUGAAAGAUACAUUUGAAGUGGAGCCGCGCUGUUCUUGGCAAACCAACUACCACUGCCAUGAUCAAAAGUCCCCGCCAAGCUGCAGGUGCGGCAUGGCCACUUUACGCAGUGAGGUUGUAAUGACGUCCGGUGAACGCUUCGACAGCGGCGAGAUUGUUGCCUUCAAUACCUUCGCCGAAGAGUUGAUUCCCGAGAUAAGGCCAUCGGCUGUCAAAAAAUGGGACAUCGUGGGCUGCAACUUCACAUGCCAACAUGUCAAUUUUUCGAAGUUGCGGAAAAUCGGUAAUAUGGACUGGAGCAAGUUUCCAAAGCCAAGAAUUGCCAACUAA